Molecule: messenger RNA, 1476 nt
Organism: Manihot esculenta (cassava)
Lineage: Eukaryota; Viridiplantae; Streptophyta; Magnoliopsida; Malpighiales; Euphorbiaceae
Product: GEM-like protein 1
Exons: 5
Coding region: 497-1177 (226 amino acids)
Source: RefSeq, a predicted model, not a curated record
UUAUUUUGAAGGAUAUCUACAAUGUCUCCACUUUGCUAGUGAAAAAGGACAAAAAUAAAAGAGGGAUUCUGAGCGUGAGGCGCACAACAAAACCAGUAGCAGGCGGACGAGCACGGUCUCGAAGAAUUCCAUAUUCCUUGUAAUUCAGAAAGUUCAAAGCGCAAAAAGAAGCAUUAGCCAACAGAGUCGGCGUUUUCACAUUGCCUUUUUCUGACUUUAGUUUCUGUAAGCUAAUUCUUUUUUCUGGUCGACAUUGUUAGCACUUGUCAUUACCACUGUAAUCCUAAUCGGGACAUAUUCCCAGACCCAACUCUGACCUAGACGAAUUCUUAAAUGCUCCCAUCAAUCUCACUCGGAUCCACAAAAGGCAGAAUAUAAGGAAGUGGAGCUAGUAGUAGUGGCGGUGGGACGGAGGUGGAAAAGCUUAAAAGCGGAGCUACAAUAUCUGCUGCUUCAAGCUAAUUCUGUAAACGCAAACAACCAUCGCAGCAACAAGAUGAUGGAUACCCACAAUAAUUACAAUAAUGGCAAUCCUUACCUACAGAAUGCACCUGUUCCUGCUGCUAAUGGAUAUGGGCCAUAUGGGAGACGGCCGAUGAGUGGGAUAUGUGAUGUGUUGAAUCGCUAUGGGAAAAGGGUUGAAGAUGUCACUAGGAGAGCAGAGGUCUACGCUGAUAACAUCUGGCACCAUCUCAAAGUUAGUUCCAGUUUCACAGAUGCAGCAAUGGCAAGGAUUGCUCAAGGGACAAAGGUGCUUACUGAAGGAGGGCAUGACAAAGUUUUCCAGCAGACAUUUGGAACCUUGCCUGGAGAGAAGCUCGCGAAGGCCUAUGUCUGCUAUCUGUCAACAUCCUCUGGUCCUGUGAUUGGGACACUUUACAUAUCCACUAGAAGACUUGCUUUUUGUAGUGAUUAUCCAUACUGCUACUAUUCUCCCACUGGACAACAGCAAUGGAUGUAUUACAAGGUGGUGGUGCAGCUGGAUAAGUUGAGAACAGUAAGUCCUUCUUCAAGCAGAAUGAACCCGUCUGAAAAAUACAUCCAAAUUGUGACAACAGAUGGUCAUGACUUUUGGUUUAUGGGGUUUAUAUCAUAUGACAAAGCACUCAAGCAAUUAACUGAGGCUUCAAGGCACCCUCGUGACUCUUCUGGGGAAAUCCCAGUCAGUAUGGGAUAGAGCAUGAACUCUUGCUCUCCCCUUCCUCUAUAUUGCUGAUGGUCUGGUGGGAGAAUGUUUAAGGACGUAGUCUGAUACAAGGCUUCUCAAGGAUGUAGGGUGAUAUUCAUAAAUUAAUAUAAUUACAUGGAUGCGUGGUAGUCCAUGUUAAGUUUUAUGUUUUAAUCCAUCAGUGAGUUGGGAGUUUGCUUAUGUGAUGGUGAUUUCAUGAGUAAUCUCCCUUUCACUCCCACCUCACAAUACAAAUCCUGUGGUUCUAAGAGAGAGAAUAUAUGAAUGACUUUCUUGUUAGAUUUCCA